AUGGUUUGUGAAGAAGUUCUGAACAUUAUCAGGGAGAGAAGAAAGGAACUAAUGGAGAAGGAGAGAGGAGAUGGGGACUUGUUGUCUCGUAUGCUGCUAGUAACAGAUAAAAAUGGAAAAUUCAUGAAUGAAAAGGAAAUCUCUAAUAACAUCGUGGGUUUACUUGUUGCAAGUUAUGAAACAACCAGUACCGCAGUCACUGUUGUCUUGAAGUAUCUCGCGGAGCUUCCCCACAUUUACACCCAGGUUUUUAAAGAACAAAUGGAGAUUGCAAAGUCGAAAGGUCCAAACGAGCUACUGACUUGGGAAGAUAUUCAGAAGAUGAAGUUUUCUUGGAAUGUGGCAUGUGAAGCAUUAAGACUAUCACCACCUGCUCAAGGAGCCUUUAGAGAGGCUAUAACUGAUUUCACAUAUGCAGGCUUUAGCAUUCCAAAGGGAUGGAAGACAUUUUGGACUGUGCAUACAACACACACAAAUCCUCAAUAUUUUCCCGAGCCAGAAAAGUUUGAUCCUUCGAGGUUUGAUGGAAGUGGGCCUGCUCCAUACACUUACGUCCCCUUUGGAGGCGGACCUCGGAUGUGCCCUGGGAAAGAGUAUGCUCGGCUAGAGGUGCUCGUUUUCAUGCAUAAUGUGGUCAGAAACUUCAAAUUGGAGAAGGCAAUUCCAAAUGAAAAGAUAGUUUUCCAUGCAUCCCCUGUUCCGAUGAAAGCCUCCACCCUCAUGACAAACAAAUAUCUUAAAGCUUCAUUACUAGAUCGUCUUAGGGGUGUAACAAAUAUCUUAAAGCUUCAUUACUAG
Molecule: messenger RNA, 798 nt
Organism: Ilex paraguariensis (yerba mate)
Lineage: Eukaryota; Viridiplantae; Streptophyta; Magnoliopsida; Aquifoliales; Aquifoliaceae
Source: the annotation of a GenBank genome assembly